Molecule: messenger RNA, 4424 nt
Organism: Colius striatus (speckled mousebird)
Lineage: Eukaryota; Metazoa; Chordata; Aves; Coliiformes; Coliidae
Gene: OPHN1
Product: oligophrenin 1
Exons: 23
Coding region: 103-2460 (785 amino acids)
Biological process (GO): signal transduction
Cellular component (GO): cytoplasm
Molecular function (GO): GTPase activator activity; protein binding
Source: RefSeq, a predicted model, not a curated record
GGCCGCGGUGCGGGGUGCCUGGGGCGGAGGGACGGCGUCGUAGCCGCGCCCGCCCCGCAACGCGGCGGUGCCGGCGGCGGGAGGAGCGGCCGCCGCGGAGCCAUGGGGCACCCGCCGCUGGAGUUCAGCGACUGCUACCUGGACAGCCCCGACUUCCGAGAGCGGCUCAAGUGCUACGAGCAGGAGCUGGAGCGGACCAACAAGUUCAUCAAGGAGGUGAUCAAGGACGGCAACGCGCUCAUCGCGGCCAUCCGGGGUUACUCGUCGGCAGUACAGAAGUUCUCCCAGACGUUGCAGUCCUUUCAGUUCGACUUUAUUGGUGACACACUAACAGAUGAUGAGAUUAACAUUGCUGAGUCCUUCAAGGAGUUUGCAGAGUUGCUGCACGAGGUAGAACUGGAGAGGUCCAUGAUGGUACAAAAUGCCAGUGAUUUGCUGAUCAAACCUUUGGAGAACUUUCGGAAGGAGCAGAUAGGGUUCACCAAGGAAAGAAAGAAAAAGUUUGAGAAGGAUGGUGAGAAGUUUUAUUCUAUGCUGGAUCGUCAUUUGCAUCUGUCUUCCAAGAAGAAGGAGUCCCAGUUACAGGAGGCUGAUCUGCAAGUUGACAAAGAGAGACACAAUUUCUUUGAGUCCUCCCUGGAGUAUGUGUACCAGAUUCAGGAAGUACAAGAGAGCAAGAAGUUCAGUAUUGUGGAACCGGUGCUGGCUUUUCUCCACAGCCUCUUUACUUACAACAACUUGACAGUUGAGCUCACGCAGGAUUUUCUCCCUUAUAAACAGCAGCUCCAGCUCAGCCUGCAGAAUACAAGGAACCAUUUUUCCAGCACACGGGAGGAACUGGAAGACCUGAAGAAGAGAAUGAAGGAAGCGCCCCUAACCUGCAAGCUGCCUGGACAGCCAACCAUCGAGGGCUAUCUGUACACUCAGGAGAAAUGGGCUCUGGGCAUCUCCUGGGUGAAAUAUUACUGCCAGUACGAAAAAGAGGCAAAAACCUUGCGGAUGACACCCAUGGACCAGAAGCCUGGAGCGAAGCAAGGCACCUUAGACCUGACACUGAAGUCCUGUGUAAGGAGAAAGACAGACUCCAUAGAUAAAAGGUUUUGUUUUGACAUUGAGACAAACGAAAGGUCUGGGACCAUCACGCUGCAGGCACUGUCGGAAGCCAACCGCAGGCUGUGGAUGGAAGCCAUGGACGGGAAGGAGCCGAUCUAUCACAGUCCCAUCACGAAACAGGAAGAAAUGGAGCUGAACGAGGUCGGCUUCAAGUUUGUACGGAAGUGCAUCAAUGCAGUGGAAACAAAAGGGAUCACCGCCGAGGGCGUGUACCGCACGGUUGGCAGCAACAUUCAGGUGCAGAAGUUGCUGAAUGCCUUUUUCGACCCGAAAUGUCCAGGGGAUGUGGAUCUCCAAAGCGGCGACUGGGACAUCAAGACAAUCACCAGCUCACUGAAGUUUUAUCUCAGGAACCUGUCUGAACCCGUCAUGACCUACAAGCUCCACAAAGAGUUGGUCCUGGCUGCCAAGUCUGAGAACCUGGAUUACAGGCUGGGAGCCAUUCAUGCCCUGGUCUAUAAACUACCUGACAAGAACAGAGAGAUGUUAGAGCUCCUCAUACAACACCUUGUCAACGUGUGUGAGCACAGCCGGGAGAACCUGAUGUCACCGUCCAACAUGGGCGUGAUCUUCGGGCCCACGCUGAUGCGGGCGCAGGAGGACACUGUGGCAGCCAUGAUGAACAUCAAGUUCCAAAACAUCGUGGUGGAGAUCCUGAUCGAGCACUUUGGGAAGAUCUACUCUGGGCCUCCAGAAGACACCACGAGCCCACCGGUGCCGCCUCCGCGCGUGGCUGCCCGCCGGCACAAACCCAUCACCAUUUCCAAACGGCCGCUGAGGGAACGACCCGUCUUCUUUGGUGCUUCUGUGGAAGACAGCGGAGCCGAGCGGCACGGCCAGACGCCCAACGGCAGCGGCGGGGAUGCCCCCAGACCCCUGCAGCGCAGCCGCCUGCCCGCACCCCGGCCUGGGGGGGACGAGCCAGGGCGUCCCCCCGCCGAGGGCCGGCCCGACCUGCGCCCCGAGGCCGAUGUGGGCAGGCUGGUGGCCAGGCUGCAGGAUGGAGGGGUGAAGCCGGCCGGCAAGGCUGCCAACGGAGUGGUGUCCAGCCCUGCCCUCAGGACCUCCACGCUGCAGGCCAGGAGACCGGCCCCCCGGCCCGGCAUCCAUGGCAGAGAGGGGUGGCCUCUAGGACAAAGUUCUUUGAGACAGCUUCCCAGAGAACAAGCAGUUCUUCAUCACCACAAGGCAGGAUCCCAGGUGAUGAGAGCUGAGGCUAAAGACUUUGUAACCACCUCAGCCCAGCCAGACCCAGGAGGUUUCCUGUGCCCGUGGGACAGACGUGUCACAGCUGAGACUUUCCCAGCUGCAGUGGCCCUGGAGAGCAGCUUCCCUACCGGACCAUAAUUCCCCAGCACGCUGUCCUAAGUGGCCCAAGACAUUAGAAGACUGGGAGAUGAUGAUGGAGAGAAGAGCUUGUCCAGAGAUUUGUGCUGCCCUGUUCCCUGUCCUGCAGGCGAGGGAGGAUGCUGGGGCGGCCCUGCAGGGGCCAGGCGCGUGCCAGGGCUGGUGAGCACCGUGGGGCUGUGCAGGGGACAGCGGGGACACGAGCAGCCACUCACCUGCUCACCUUCUGGUCAGUGCCAUGGCAAGGGUGACUUUGGGCAGACGCUGGGGACAGCACCAGGGGCUGACUCCCCAGAGCAGCCGGAGCCUGGCUUGGGCCCCUUGCCACGAGAAGCUCCUUCCUUCAUGUUUCCCACUCAGCUCUGGUGUGUGUGUCUGGCUGUGGGAGGCUGCACACAUUCCUGCUGGGACAGGCAGGGAGGGAGUUGGGGACCUCUGUGCUUGGCUCUGCUGACACCUUCAUCUCCUGCCCAGGCCCAGGGUGCCCCUGGCCUGGGGAACCGCGUGGCAGCCGCGGCUGUGCCGGGGCUCUGCCAGCGCAGAGCCAACCCCAGCCCACGGGUCAGCUUCCAGGGCAGCACAGCUGGGAGGAGGCAGCACACAUUCCUCCUCCUCCUCCCACUCCCUUGUGAGCCAUUCUCCCACCAGAUCUGCUUUCCACAGGCCCACCAAGACGUCUGUGUCCUGGAGUUAUUCUGGUGGCCACCGCAGCGGUGGUGAGGAACUGAAACUCGCUCAGUAUGGGUCAACUCCCCUGUUUUGCUGGAGGCAUCCAGUUUCUUGUUUGCUUGUUGCAUUAAUUUCCAGUCCAAGAGAUGUCCAGCCUCGUUCCCUGGGAUCAGUAGAUGAUGCCCUUUGGCCUGGGAGGGUUUCUGCUAGCCAGGGCCACCCCUGCUACCCUGUAACUAUAGAGGCUUCUUUGUGGUCCCGGCUGACACUGGGGCUUAGUUCCUGAGCUGUGGCCUUUACCUGUACACAGGCCACGAGCAGCUUCCCUGCUUCCUCUCACCAGGCAGCUUUCUGUGUUUUGAAUGAUUUUCUCUUGCUGGGAGCAGCCCAAAGCAGUGGCCAGACAGCCCUGUCCCGCUUUGCCAGGAGCCCCGGCCCUCGGCUGCCCCUGCCCAUGGCUUUGCCAGCACAUGCUGGGCUGGGGGGUCCCGCAGGUCCCCGGCUCAUGCCUCGUGUCACUGGUGCUUCUGCUCCCUGGGCUUUGGCACCACUGCAGCUGCUUCUGCUCGAACAGGGACACGGGAACGUGCCUUUGAACCACAAACAGCAGAACAGUGGCAGUGACGCCUGGAGUGGGCUCUGCACACCUCAGGGCUCCCCAGAGCUGCAGCGAGCCCCCUCUGCCACGGCCGGGCCCCGAGGCAGCACAGGGGCCUUUGAUCCAUGCCAGGGACAGCUCAGGCAGAGCCAUGGGGCUGGAGGCAGGGGGUGCAGGGCGGCCGCAGCGCCCGGGAGCCCACGCCAUCGCCUCUGUGGCUGUCCCAGGCAGUUCAGACCAGUGGCUCCAAUGCUUCCCAAGGUGCCUUCGCCUCUGGGGCCUGGGCACUGAGGAUCCCUCCAGGCUGUUGAUUUAGGUUCCAUGACAUUGUCAGUGCCCAUCCCUCAGAGUCGGGGCUGAGCCCCCUGCCCAGCGCAGCCCCACGGCCCAGAGCUGGGUCCUGGGGAAGGAUGAAGCCCGAGGGAGUGUGGUUUAAAUUCCAUCUUUGUGAACAACGAGGGGGAGCAGCUUCUUAGAAACGUGUUUCAUUGUGUCCUUCCCAAGUCCUUUGUCAGUGUGUCUGUGCUGGUUUUCCCUCCUGUGAGCGCGGCCGCACGCGGGGACCAGCCGCGGGCUGUGGGGCACGGUGCCACGGGAGCCUCACGGCCCACGGCAGACGGUUUGUCAUGUAAAGCAUAGGUUACUUCAAGUGUUUAUACAGUUUCAAUGAGUACAAGAGUCAAGCUGUGUGUUUUUC